Parastagonospora nodorum SN15 is the source of this 1557-nucleotide messenger RNA. RefSeq lists its product as hypothetical. Gene Ontology annotation, molecular function: mannosyl-oligosaccharide 1,2-alpha-mannosidase activity; calcium ion binding. Gene Ontology annotation, cellular component: endoplasmic reticulum; Golgi membrane. Gene Ontology annotation, biological process: N-glycan processing; carbohydrate metabolic process. NCBI's taxonomy places the organism in Eukaryota, Fungi, Ascomycota, Dothideomycetes, Pleosporales, Phaeosphaeriaceae. The record is from RefSeq and is a predicted model, not a curated record. The transcript has 2 exons. The coding region runs from base 1 to 1557 and encodes 518 amino acids.
AUGGCACGGCUGCACUUUCUCGCUCUUGGAGCUGUCUUGCUCCCUUCGGCGUUGGCACUACCAUCAAGCGAGCCUCUCAACCUGGUAGUCAACACUGUUGAACAGAGACAGUAUUCGGAAUCGGUAGAUAGAGCUCAGGCAGUCGUCGAUACUUUUAAGAUCAGUUGGGAUGGUUACUACAAAUAUGCGUUUCCCAACGACGAGCUGAACCCAGUCACGAACAAUUUCAGUAACUCAAGGAACGGAUGGGGCGCCUCAGCCGUCGAUGCACUCUCCACCGCCCUCGUAAUGGAAGAAAAAGAAAUCGUGAACCAGAUCCUCGCCCAUGUCCCCACGAUCAACUGGUCUAAAACCGAUAUCGAAGUCUCCCUCUUUGAAACCACAAUCCGCUAUCUCGGCGGCCUGAUUUCCGGCUACGACUUCCUCAACGGCCCGCUGGCGCAUCUAGCAGAUAAUAAGGACCAGGUCGACGCCCUGCUCGCGCAAAGUAUCACUCUUGCGAACAACCUUAGCUACGCCUUCGAAACACCCACCGGCAUCCCCUGGAACGACCUCACCUUCUCCAACCGCAGCAAUGUCGACACGCCCAACCUCCUCGCAACAGUCGGCACAUUGAUUCUCGAAUGGACGCGCCUCGCUGACCUCUCCGGGAACGAGACCUACGCCACCCUCGCCGAAAAUGCUUACAAGUACCUCCUCAACCCCCAACCCGCAUUCGGCGAGCCUUUCCCCGGCCUUCUCGGCAUGCGCAUCGACCCCAAAACCGGCCUGUUCAAAGACGCGCUGGGCGGCUGGGUCGGCGGUGCAGACUCGUACUACGAAUACCUGAUCAAGAUGUACAUCUACGACCCCACGCGCUUCUCCUACCUCAAAGACGCCUGGAUCGUCGCUGCCGACUCGACAAUCAAGUACCUCACCUCGCACCCCAAGACCAAGCCGGACGUGACGUUCCUCGCGUACUACAACGGCACGACGCUGCGUUUGAGAAGUCAGCAUCUCGCGUGCUUCGACGGCGGCAACUUCAUCCUCGCGGGGCAAACGCUGGGCGAGCAGACUUACAUCGACUUUGGCCUCAAGCUCGUCGAGGGCUGCAGGCUCACGUACACGAGUACCGCAACGGGCAUCGGCGCCGAGCAAUUCCGCUGGGAAAGUAAUGUUACUGUCCCCGCCAACCAGACGGAGUACUUUGCGAAAUCCGGCACCGUCAUUUCAGACCCAUCGUACAAUCUGCGCCCGGAAGUCAUCGAGAGCUACUACUACGCGUACCGCGCGACCAAGGAUAAGAAAUACCAGGACUGGGCGUGGGAGGCGUUUGUUGCGAUUAAUAGUACUACCCGCGUGGGCAGCGGGUAUAGCAGUAUUAAUGACGUGAAUGUGCCGGGCGGAGGCGGCUGGUCGGAUUUCCAGGAGAGCUUUUGGUUCGCGGAAGUGCUCAAGUAUAGUUAUCUGAUUCAGACGGAGGGGAGUGAGGAGUGGCAGGUUGGGGAUGGGGGGAGGGAUACGUGGGUGUUUAAUACGGAGGCGCAUCCGGUUAGGGUUGUUGGGGGUGCGAAGUAA